AUGCGGAGCGACAAGAAACGCGUCACAUCACGCGUUGGGUUGACAGAAACAUUUAUAACAAGGUCAUCUGAGCGAAUAUCGAAGCGUCGGACGGUCGCUUUGGAAGAUCGUGUACCAGCCACAGAGCACAAAAUCCGCACGACGCGACGCAAUGAACGGAAAAAAAUAGCUGUGCCGAAGUCGUCUCAACGAGUACUGAAACGUCGAACGGUAUCUCGUAAACGUUACGAGUCGCCAGAAGAACCCGAGGUCUACAAGCAUCAACGUCUAGAUACUUCCACGGAUGAGAUACGCCUCCUGAAACUUUCCCGAGAGACAAAAGGACCUGUACACUGCGAAGUCAAGGUCUUUCCGCUUGAGCGUGCUCCAGAGUAUAUUGCGUUAUCCUAUCGAUGGGGCCCGCCUUCGCCCUUACACGAUCUCUACAUUGAGGGCAGGAAACUUGAAAUCCGGGAUAUCCUCAAUUCAUGCUUACUGGAACUGCGAGAAGAUUUGGAGGCAUGGCUAUGGAUCGAUCAGAUCUGCGUUGCUCAGGAGGAUAGCCUAGAGCGAAAUCAUCAGGUCGGGAUGAUGUCACGAAUUUAUAGCAACAGCAUGUCCGUUAUCAUCUGGAAGGGCGACAUUCCCUUGGCAGCACCCGGAGAACACGAUUGUUAUAAUGAUUCGGACCUCGAUGUUGCAUCGGCAAGGGUUUUGCUCAAGAACACGUAUUUCACAAGGCUGUGGAUUUUUCAAGAAGUAUUCCUUGCCAGCAGUAUCAACAUUCGUAUCAACGGGCACCGUUGCGUCCCGUGGGACAGGCUUCAAGAUAUAUGUGUGUCAAAUCGACAAGUGGAUUCAAGCACAUUCAUGCCCGCUUAUCUUAUGCUACAAAGGAUAAGACGGCAGGCAUUGGGGGCUCUAGAGCUGUACUUGCCGCUCAUGGAUUGCAUCGCAGGCUUGCAUGCGGGAAUAUGUGAGAACCCACGGGACAAAAUAUAUGGCCUGAUGGGUAUGGUACGCAAAGAAGAUAGGGUAGUGGUAGACUACGAAAAGAGCGUCCUGGAAGUAUAUCUGGACUUUCUGAAAAUCAGCAUCAACACAGGAUUGCCAAGUAUCAUGAAUUCAGAGGAACCAUCAUACUACCUUGAGUUGGGAGUGUUGAUGGGCUUAGACGAUUAUAUAUUACUAGGUAUUCUGCGACUGACGUUGAAUCGUUUCACUGUUCACAAGAAUGACACGGUGACAGAUAUUGGAUUAGAAGAAGCAGGUCAAGCACAUGAGCAGCAUCGUUGGUGGUAUGAGUGUAAUGGUGAGAGGCAUCACUUUUGUUGCCGGUCUCUAUCUGGUUCGGAAAUUUCGAAAAUUUGGGCCUUCAUGGAAUGGAAUGGAAUCGAUUAA
Molecule: messenger RNA, 1380 nt
Organism: Alternaria burnsii
Lineage: Eukaryota; Fungi; Ascomycota; Dothideomycetes; Pleosporales; Pleosporaceae
Exons: 1
Coding region: 1-1380 (459 amino acids)
Source: RefSeq, a predicted model, not a curated record